This is a messenger RNA of Pseudomyrmex gracilis, 6332 nucleotides long. RefSeq names its product Down syndrome cell adhesion molecule-like protein Dscam2. The transcript has 26 exons. The record is from RefSeq and is a predicted model, not a curated record. The coding region runs from base 378 to 6314 and encodes 1978 amino acids. Gene Ontology annotation, cellular component: plasma membrane; axon. NCBI's taxonomy places the organism in Eukaryota, Metazoa, Arthropoda, Insecta, Hymenoptera, Formicidae. Gene Ontology annotation, molecular function: protein binding. Gene Ontology annotation, biological process: cell-cell adhesion; axon guidance.
CUUAAAGGUGUUCAACCUGCUCGUGACCCGCUCCAACGUGCUUUAUGCCAAGUGGACACGCGUAACUUUGUAUACGCACGCAGCAAACCUCCUUAAGUACUUCCUAUUCUUCCGGCUGCUAUUUCAGAUCCGGCCCUUUCUCCUCGUUCCCAUGCGAUUAUUCGACGACGAUCUAGUGAAACGGACGUCUCAGUGAAAAGUUCGGAACUCUCUCUCUUUCCUCAUCUCUCUCUCACCCGAAGAAGUCGUCUCGUUCGAGUCUGGCACGUGACAAUGCUUCAGCUGGCGACGAUUAUCAUGCUGGCCGGGAUUCUCGAGGACAACAAUGUACGUGACAAAUCGGAGGAAGCUGAAUCGACGUAACGCUCUACGCCAGGAUGGCCGGUUGGCCGUUCAGCACCGCGCUGCUGUUCAGCAUCCUCAUCCUUGUUCGCGGACGAGGAGUGGUGCUGGACAGUCAAGGGCCGGUGCUGGUCUCGGAGCCGCGCUCAAGCGUAGAGUUCUCUAACGACACCGGAGCGAUGAUCCACUGCUCGGCUCACGGCAGUCCCGCGCCGAGAAUCGACUGGCUAAUGGGCGACGGCUCGCCGGUUCUACCGAUACCGCACAUCCGUGAGAUGCUGGUGAACGGUUCCAUGUACUUUCUGCCGUUCGGCGCCGAGAGCUACCGGCACGACGUGCACUCAGCCGUCUAUCGCUGCCAAGCGUCGAACAGCGUCGGCAAAGUGCUCGGCCGUGAAAUCACGGUGAAGGCCGUGGUGCGCCAGAAGUACGAGGUGGAAGUGCGAGACGCUUACGUCCUGCCGGGCAACACCGGCGUGCUGAGGUGCGAGAUACCGGCCUUCGUCAAGGAAUAUGUCGCGGUCACGUCCUGGUUUCAGGACUCGGCCUUUAACAUUUACCCGACCGCGGAGAGUGGCGGGAAGUACCAUAUGCUGCCCACUGGAGAGUUGCUCAUCUUCUCGGUGACUUCCUCCGAUGCUCACUCGACUUAUCGCUGCCGUACCGUGCACCACGUCACCGGCGACACCGUGGAAAGUUCUAACCGCGCCAAGCUUGUGGUUACCGAACAUCGAAAUCCGACGCCACCGCGGUUCAACGAACGAGUGAAUCCCGGGCCGAUUCGUACCGGCGAGACAAUCGUGUUGUCGUGCAUCUCACAAGGCAUUCCACCGCCCACUUAUCUCUGGUUUCGCGAGUCCGUGUCUGGCACGACGAUAGUCUUCAAUUCGGAGAGGAUACACGCGCGCGACGGCGUGCUGGUUCUGCAAUCGGCCCGGGUCGAAGAUGCCGGCAGAUACGUCUGCCACGCGAACAAUACCGCCGGCUCCGAGCGAGUCGAGCUGGAAGUCACCAUCAUAAGUAGCCUCUCCAUCCAUCUGGCGCCUCAACAGGUGACCGUGGAUUUGGGGAAAGAUGCGGAGUUUCAAUGUUCCGUCACCGGUCAACCGCAUCCGGUGAUUUCGUGGGCGAAGGACGGUCUUCCUGUGCGAGAGGGAUCCUCGGGUAGGACUAAAAUUACGGGUAACGACGGCUCGACGUUGCGCAUAUCUUCCAUCGUGAGGGACGACAAAGGGAUGUACCAGUGCUUCGCCAAAAACGACUACGAGAUGGUGCAGGCCACGGCCGAACUGCGCCUGGGAGAUGCAGCGCCUCAACUUCUGUACAAGUUUAUCGAGCAGACGAUGCAACCAGGUCCUUCGGUGUCGCUCAAGUGCAUUGCGACGGGCAACCCGACGCCGCACUUCUCCUGGACGUUGGACGGGUUUUCUCUUCCACAAAACGACAGAUUCAUGAUAGGCCAGUACGUGACGGUGCACGGCGACGUGAUAUCCCACGUGAACAUAAGCGCCGUCCGAGUGGAGGACGGCGGCGAGUACAGAUGCUCGGCGGUGAAUCGCGUUGCAAAGGCGCAUCACGCGGCCCGGCUCAAUAUUUACGGGCUGCCUCAUGUGCGGCCGAUGGGCAACCUCGCCGCCGUGGCCGGUGAGACGACCAUCAUCAAGUGUCCCGUCGCAGGUUUUCCGAUCGCCAGUAUCACCUGGGAAAAAGAUGGUCAAAUAUUACCGACCAGUCGCCGUCAAGAUGUGUUCCCUAAUGGAACAUUGGUGCUUCAUCGCGUUGACAGCAGCACUGAUCGUGGCGCAUACACGUGCACCGCGAAGAACAAACAAGGUCGCUCCGACUCGCAGACGAUUCACAUAGAAGUCAAAGUUCCGCCUACGAUAGCUCCCUUUAGCUUUAAAAAGGACCUGUCGGAGGGCCUGCGCGCUCAGGUGACCUGCAUGGUCGAGAAGGGCGAUCCGCCGUUCACGAUCAUCUGGUCGAAGGACGGCGAGCCGAUUUCCGCCUCCGGCACGUCGGCCGCCGCCUACGGCUCAGCCGCAGCCGCCGCGGCAGUUAACGAUCCCCGACAGCACUCGCAGACACCCCCGGGGCUGCGCGUAACCAACAUUGACGCCCAUUCCAGCGCCAUAGUUAUCGAGCGCGUCACCGCCGCGCACACCGGCAACUAUACUUGUCUGGCGCGCAAUUCGGUGGCCGAGGUCGUUUGGACGGCCGAGUUGAUCGUUCGUGUGCCGCCACGCUGGGUGGUGGAGCCUCAGGACGCUCGUGCGUCGGAAGGGAUGCCGCGAUUGAGUCUGCAUUGUCACGCCGACGGAUUUCCGCCGCCGUUGGUCACGUGGAGGCGCGGCAGCGGCAAGAAGCCCGGCAAUUAUCACGACAUAGCGAGCCACGAGCACAUGCAAGAUCUGAGGAUACACUCCAACGGCUCGCUGGUGUUCGGCCGUGUGCAGGAGGACCACGAGGGUUUCUAUCUGUGCGAAGCUGUAAACGGCAUCGGAGCUGGACUCAGUAAAGUCGUGUAUCUCACCGUCAACGUUCCCGCACAUUUUGUGGAAAAGCAUCGCAAUCAAACUGCCAGAUUAGGCUCGAACGCUUCGUUGCGCUGCGAAGCAAAAGGCGACCAUCCCUUAAAGAUAGCCUGGAAGAAAGCCGGAUCUCAAUUGGAUCCAAAGCUUCCUGAUUAUCGUUACACUCUAAAGGAAGAGAAUACCACAGAUGGUGCCGUUAGUAUUCUCAGCUUCGUCAGUACCAGUCGCGAAGACAGCGGAAGAUACUUUUGCGUCGCAUCUAACGGUUACGGUCGCGACGAAAUGACAAUUCAUCUUUACAUACAAGAGCCUCCCGACUUUCCACGAAAUCUUCACGUGAUUGAGAAAGGUAGUCGUCACAUCAAUCUGGGUUGGACCACCAGCCAAGACGGAAACAGUCCGAUAACUCAGUACAUAAUCGAAUACAAAACCGAAUCGGAAGUGUGGCACGACCACACAACGUUCCACACGACGGUGCCGGGCACACGUGCUCACGGCCACGUGAGCGGCCUGCGUCCUGCGGUCACUUACCAGUUCCGAAUGUACGCGGACAACGAGCUGGGUCGGAGUCAAGCGAGCGACAUUUUGGAAGCGACCACGGAAGGGGAGAAGCCGGGUGGGCCGCCGCGAAACCUUAAAGUAGACCCCAUCAGUUCUACCGAGUUCAAUGUCACUUGGGAUCCGCCCGAUCAUGAUUUAUGGAACGGCGAGAUACUUGGUUAUCACGUUGGCUACAAGGAACACAGGUUAGGGGCGGAGCAGUACACGUAUAAAACCGUGGAAAGACGGAUCUCGACGGCGAGCGUCGCACUGGGUCUCGCAAGAACGUCCAUGCCCGGACGACAGCACCACUUAACGAACUUGAAGAAGUUCACACGUUACAGCGUAGUCGUUCAAGCGUUCAACGCUCUCGGUCCCGGUCCCAUGACGCCAGAAGUUGUGGCAUCCACACUCGAAGAUGUCCCGAGCGCUCCUCCGCAGGACGUGCGCUGCACGGCGCUUACGUCUACGUCCUUGCAAGUCUCCUGGGAUUCUCCGCCCGAUUCCAGCCUGAAUGGAAUUUUGAAGGGCUACAAGGUCAUGUGGGAGAACACGGACGCGCUGGCUGAGUCCACAAAGCCAGAUGUGAAGAUUACACCUGCCUUAACGUGUACCAUUCACGGCCUGGAUAAGUUCACAAAUUAUUCAGUUCAGGUCUUAGCAUCCACGAGAGCUGGUGACGGUGUCGCCUCGACGCCGCUUUAUUGCGUGACCGCCGAGGACCUUCCGGAAGUGCCGGCUGGCAUCAAAGCUGUAGCUAGCUCGGCCACGUCCAUCAUCGUCUCGUGGCAGCCGCCGCUUAAGAGUAACGGCAAUAUUACCCACUACAAUGUGCACAUUCGCGGAGUGGGACUUGAUUGGCACCAUUUUGCCCUGCCGCCUCACGAAACCAGCUAUCACGCUGAGAACUUGCACAAGAGAACUCAAUACGAGUUCUCCAUCGCGGCGGUAACCAAAGUUGGCGAAGGUUCAAAGACCCCAUCUGUCACCGUCUCGCCUUCCAGCGAAGUACGCGCCGCCAUAUAUUCUUUCGGCACGGUACUUGUUGUACCGUGGAAGCAGGAUGUGACACUACCUUGCCAGAGCGUAGGCAAACCCGAGCCCUCGGUUAUCUGGAAGCAGUGGGGCCAGAUAGUCAAGCCAUCCGCCCGGGUGUCCCUCCAUCCGGACGGAUCCUUGCAGAUUAUCGAUCUUCACAGAGAGGAUAGCGGAAAUUACACUUGCUACGUAGAAAAUCGUCAUGGUUCCGAUCAAAUAACUCACCGUUUAACGGUGCAAGUCCCACCUGCGGCGCCAUUAUUGCAUGCGACCAGCACCAGCAGUAAUUCGAUCAACGUGCAGUGGAAGAACGGUGACGACGGUGGCUCGCCGAUUCGUGGCUACAUUCUUCAUUACAAGCGCGAGUCCGGCGAGUGGGAAGAAUUUAAAGUAUCGCACAAAGUAAGCAGCUUCGUGCUGUCGCGACUCUGGUGCGGCAACGAUUAUCAGAUGUACCUGACGGCGUACAAUCGCAUCGGCAUGGGCAGACCCAGCGAGAUCGUCAAAGCGACCACAAAAGGCUCGAAACCGGACGACUCGCCCGGUACCGGCGACAAGUUCGUCACCGUCAACGUCUCGUGGAUCACCCUCCAUCUCAGCAUGUGGAAUGACGGAGGAUGUCCCAUAACGUUCUUUGAACUGGAGUACAAGAAAAGCGGCGAGGGCAUUUGGACGUUGGUCUCGAAUAACAUAGAGGUACAAAAAACAUACACUCUAAGCGAGUUGCAGCCGGGGACCACUUAUGAUAUCCGGAUAAGAGCACACAAUAACGCCGGUUCGUCGGUGGCCGAGUACAAGAUAACAACAUUACAGCUACAUAUCAGCACGACCAUGUCCAGCAUCGAGAUAGAUCAUUACAUCCCGCAGCAUACUUCCGUGUAUGCGGACUUGAAGCUCAUCGUGCCGCUGGUGUUGAGCUCAUUCGCAGUUAUUGCCGCAGCUGGCGCUGUCUUUUAUUGUUUCCGCAAACGUCCGUUUAUGGGCGACAUCGGGAGCUUGCAUGACGCUCAAACCGCAGCCGCUUUAGACAAUAAGCAGAAUAUGGAGCAGCGCGAACAGUAUUACGCCACCGUACGUAAGCCGCUACGUUCGCCGAUACACGAGAUGGCCACGCUAGAGAAAAUACCAGAAUAUUCGGAAGAUAUCUACCCGUACGCCACGUUCCAGCUGGAGGAAAGCGUUCCUGCAGGAGGCGACAGCCGCUGCAAUUCUGCCGCGCCUCUUCAGACCUUUGUCUAUCACGAUCCUCGUCUCUCCACUGCCGAUACCCUUCAGUUACGAGAGUCGGAUUGCAACCGGUACACUAAGAUGCGCGGAGGCCGUUCGUCCUCUGCGCCGUUGCACAAAGCGCACAAGGUCAGUCAGGGCAAGUCCGAGUCGGAAGAGUACGACACCCUGGGCUCGGACAGCGACACGGAAGUCGGGACCAGCAGCCGAACCGAGUCUUCCAAUCACCUCGUCGAUUCGCACCACUCGGCAUCUGCGGCCGACUCGCGCGUCCACAACUUCCUGUACCAUGGACCAGAAUCUAGCACGUCUACAGAACCCUCACCGAUUUUUGAGAGAAAAUCGUUUCCUGGAAGGGGAAGACCCAAGAUGUUACAGCUGGCGCGUCAUACCGAGGAGGCCCGUGCCAACUUCGGGCCAAUCGCCGGGCUUGGCCAUCCCAAGCACCAGUCGAGCAAUUCCUGUGCCAAUCGGGACCAGGAGCGUGACGGAUCAGGAAACAACCUGUUCGUCCCCAAGCUGGACCCACCCUCGGGUUUCUCCGACGCGUUUGAGCUAAGCGAGGCCGAGUGCGAUCUCGAUCGCGGUCACACCAGCCAACGAAACGUCCGUGACUUCGUAAUCGCGGUGUAAAUACGUGUAAAAGCUUCC